This is a messenger RNA of Akanthomyces muscarius, 231 nucleotides long. RefSeq lists its product as uncharacterized. Lineage: Eukaryota; Fungi; Ascomycota; Sordariomycetes; Hypocreales; Cordycipitaceae. The transcript has 4 exons. Bases 1 to 231 code for a protein of 76 amino acids. The record is from RefSeq and is a predicted model, not a curated record.
AUGCAAGCAAAAAAAGCAAAUGUCAACUACUCCAAACGAAGCCACUGUGCUUGUGCCAAUGUGCGCAGAGUCAUCCCCAAUCUCGCUCCCGUUUGUCGUCCUACUGUACACAUCAUCCAUACUGGCAUCAUCAUCGCCGUCUGCUCGACCAACCUCCCGGAUCUCACGCUGCCUGGACCUGAACCUGCACGGAGGCUCCGGCCCUCGCCCGGACCCGGCUACUUACACUAG